Molecule: messenger RNA, 1535 nt
Organism: Eutrema salsugineum
Lineage: Eukaryota; Viridiplantae; Streptophyta; Magnoliopsida; Brassicales; Brassicaceae
Exons: 7
Coding region: 63-1241 (392 amino acids)
Source: RefSeq, a predicted model, not a curated record
AAAAAAAAGCUUUUUUUGGGUGGUGAGUGGGUUUGGGAGCAGUGAAGAAGGAUCGAGGAAGAAUGGUUAGAACGUUGAUUCAUCUCCGUCCCUUUCCAACCAUUUCUCCUCUGUUACCUCCUUCUCUCACCAUCUCCUCUGCUCUCUCUUCUUCUUCUUCUUCUUCUUCUUCAACGACGCAACACAAGCUUUGGUCAGGUCUCGACGAUUGGAGAAAGAGUCCUGUCAAUGACCACCGUCUAUGGGGGCCUACGGGUCCUCUCCUUUCUACUUCUUCUACUUCUGAUUCCCUCUCCUCCGGCGCCCACGGUCUGGUAUCGGCGGCGUCUUCUCUCGCCGAUCUCGGAGCUCUCGUGCUCUCAACCUCCGACCCUCUCUCCAAAUCACAUAUCUCCCAUUUAGCUUUCUCCCGCUGGCGCCGUGAGAAUCUCCCUGUUGGCUCUGUCUCUCAUCUCCCUUCUUCUCCCGCUCGCCCUCCUAAACCCCUCCUCGUUCCCACCAACGAAGUUCCAAAUCCGAAAGACUCGAAGCUUCCUCUCAACGCUCAUAUGCUCCAUAACCUCGCUCAUGUCGAGCUGAAUGCAAUUGAUUUAGCUUGGGACACUGUUGCUCGUUUCUCCCCUUUCUCUGACCUUUUGGGUCACAACUUCUUCGAUGACUUUGCUCAUGUUGCUGAUGAUGAGAGUCGCCAUUUCUUGUGGUGUUCCCAGAGACUCGCGGAGCUUGGUUUCAAGUAUGGCGAUAUCCCAGCUAAUAAUUUGCUGAUGAAGGAAUGCGAGAAAUCAUCCAACAAUGUCGCUGCUCGCUUGGCUGUUAUCCCUCUUGUACAGGAGGCUAGAGGACUUGAUGCUGGUCCAAGGUUGGUCAAAAGGCUGAUGGGAUUCGGAGAUCAUAGGACUUCAAAAAUCGUGGCUAAGAUUGCUGAGGAGGAAGUUGCACAUGUAGCUGUUGGCGUAGACUGGUUUGUCUCCGUGUGUCGAAAGAUGAACCGUGCUCCUUGCCCUACAUUUAAAGAUCUGAUCAAAGAGUAUGGUGUUGAGUUAAGGGGCCCUUUUAACCACUCAGCUCGGGAGGUAGCUGGCAUUCCACGAGACUGGUAUGAUCCAUCAUUUGGUACGGAAGUGGAUGAAGGCGGUAACAAACAGGGUGACAAGGAGCAACUUUCUAAGGUGUGUUUCUUCGUUGUUCAUGUCCACAUAGCUAUGCUUUUGGUCGGGUUUACGAUAGGCUCACUCACAUAAUCUCAAUGGAGAGUGAGAAUUCAAGUCUCGAAAGGCCAGCCAAAUGAAAGGAUGCGGUCUCUGAUUGAAUGGCGUUAUAACCUGAUGAAGAAUGUGUUGGGCGUAGUAUCUUGGUCUCUGAAGAUUAAUGUUGUCUUAAGAUGGGAUCUUCUGUUUCUGGGGAUUUCUUAGAUUGUUGUUAGGAUGCUUAUCGCAUCUUGGUUACUGUAAUAGUGGAGACUCGCAUUAGAGUUGAUCCAGGCAACCAGUUUAUGUUAUGAUCUUGCUCACAUCAAAGAAACCGUGUUACUAUAA